This is a messenger RNA of Cryptosporidium muris RN66, 405 nucleotides long. RefSeq lists its product as uncharacterized. Bases 1 to 405 code for a protein of 134 amino acids. NCBI's taxonomy places the organism in Eukaryota, Apicomplexa, Conoidasida, Eucoccidiorida, Cryptosporidiidae. The transcript is spliced from 2 exons. The record is from RefSeq and is a predicted model, not a curated record.
AUGAAAGGAAAACCAUCAUUAUUGGCUGAUUCUCGAGGAUUAUUAAAUGCUUUAAGUUAUAUUAAGGAAGAAUAUCCAGCCUUCAAUACAGAAGCAAUUGAAUAUCUAUUUAAUAAACAAGGUUGUAUAUCAUCAGACCCAAAUGUCUUCUCUAUUGCAGCUCUGGCAGCCCAAUUAUUCUUUGAGAGUAUACUGCAGAGAUCAAAAAAAAUACAGAUGAGUACUGAUGGAGAUGACAACAUUGCAGAUAGUGAUAUUUUAAUAAGUGAAGAAAGUUUCAUUAGUGCCGUCAAGAUUGAAGAUGUACCAAAUAUCUCUGUUUCAACCUACUCAACUAUACUAGCUACCAGUAAAGAAAAUUUACACAACUAUGAAGUAUCUAAGAAGCGCCAUUCUUCUGAUUAA